Messenger RNA from Oryza brachyantha (malo sina), 1331 nucleotides. Its product is annotated as protein TONNEAU 1a-like. NCBI's taxonomy places the organism in Eukaryota, Viridiplantae, Streptophyta, Magnoliopsida, Poales, Poaceae. Gene Ontology annotation, molecular function: protein binding. Bases 128 to 904 code for a protein of 258 amino acids. The transcript has 8 exons. The record is from RefSeq and is a predicted model, not a curated record.
AACAUUAGAGAGCAUAGGGAGAAGUGAGAAGAGAAAGAGGGGUUUUGUCGUCUAUAUUGUCUGGUGCAAUCUGCAUCUCCACCCCCAUUCUCGCAUCCGCCUCCUCCCCACUACGCUGACGCUGGUGAUGGACGACUACGCUCGGGAGAUGAUGGAGCUGAAGACGCUCGUCACCCGCACCCUCGAGAAGAAGGGCGUCCUCGCCAAGAUCAGGGCUGAGCUAAGAGCGAGUGUGUUCGAGGCCAUAGAAGAGGAGGAUCGGGUAGUGGAGAAUGAUGAUGGUGGGAAUCCUGCUUUGCUUGGUAGCUGCAAUGACCGAGCUAAGCAGCUCCAUGCUUCACCUUCAGGUAGGUUGUUAACAGCACUUGUAAGCGAAUACUUGGAGUGGGCCCAACUAAGUCACACGAUGAAAGUUUAUUUACCUGAAUGUAAUCUGCCAAAGGACUUCUGGAAGAAUGAAUUAAAGGAUUUUUCUAACAAAAGUGGAGCUGAAGGAAGCAGGAGUGCUGAAAGUGGCCCCAUGCUUCUAGAUGUUCUUGAAGGAUAUCUCAAAUAUGAGAAUUUGUCUCAAACAAGGAUGGCUGGUAGGAGAAUUAUCAACUCUGAGUCAGAUCAUACAUUAAAUGCUGAACAACGGAACAACAUGAGGAGGCCAUCAUCAUCCUCUUCAGUUACAGGCUUGCCUCCUAUGGGAAGGCCAAUGCCAUCAUCACAAGCAUCAGACCGAAGAGGGGGAUCUUCAGCCUCAAAUGCCAGGAAGGAUGAAUACAACUGGAGAUAUGACGCUGAUGAUAUCUCAGAAGAAGUAUUGCGUGCAUCAAGUGCCCUAGAAAACGUCCAGCUAGACCGGAAAGCUCGCAAUCUUACAACUUCUUGGAGGCAUCCGGGUGACGGUGCCGAGUAAAAUCUCAAGUUGGGAUGGGUCCAACUCGCCAUUGCCCUGCUUGGACCGCUCCUUUGGGGCAUAUGUAUCGUGUUGGUUGCUGUGAUGGGAUUGUGCGCUUGCGCAGAGGAAUGCUUAGUGUUGAUCAUGCCUUCUGUACUCUUAGCUAAUUUAUUUAUGCACCAGAAAUGAGUUUGAUUUUGUGCUGGACAAUUAUGUUCUUUUGUGCAUAAUUAGUUGCGUGUAGUUUCUAACAAAUUGUUGGUAAUGCCUGUUCCUAAGUGGCAUACAAACGUGUCCUCAAGCGGCAGUUUCCUCCAAAUCCAACCAAGCACAUCCAGUUUCCUGCGCCUCUUGUAAGUUGUAAUUCAUUCUUGAGAGGCAUUCACCUUUUUUUUUUUGAGAAUAUGCAACUGCAUAUCUUUUUAUAUUAAGGAAGGGGAGAGUA